This is a messenger RNA of Lucilia cuprina (Australian sheep blowfly), 2893 nucleotides long. Its product is annotated as pickpocket protein 28-like. Gene Ontology annotation, cellular component: membrane. Bases 431 to 2893 code for a protein of 820 amino acids. Gene Ontology annotation, molecular function: ligand-gated sodium channel activity. The record is from RefSeq and is a predicted model, not a curated record. Gene Ontology annotation, biological process: sodium ion transmembrane transport. The transcript is spliced from 12 exons. Lineage: Eukaryota; Metazoa; Arthropoda; Insecta; Diptera; Calliphoridae.
UCUAAUCUAAGGAAACCAUUAUUGAGUUGUUUAAGAAAAAGUUUAUUGACUUUUCUGAGUUGUUUAUGAAAAAGUUUAUUGACUUCUCUAAGUAAUAAACUAUGGGAUAGUCAAUGGACUAAUGUUUUUAAUGCAAUAUUGCAAACAUCAGAAUGAAUGUAUUAUAUGUAUUCUCACCACUAUAGUAAUAAAGGGUAUAAUAACAAAAUUCCCAAAAAUGUACAAUAUGUAUAAUAAUAGCUACAGUGUUUACUUUAUAACCCUUUGAGAUUAUUAUGAUAUUAUUUCCGUUUUACUCACUAUUUAUCAUAUAAUUAAUAGUAUAAGUAAUUAAGAGUUACAAGUAAUUAACUAGAAGUAUAAAAGGACACUGAAAUUCUAAAAUGAUUGCAGUUAUAUUUUGGACAUUUUCGCUGUUUUGCAACUAGUAAUGAUGAAAAUUGAACUGGAAAAAAAUUCAACAAAUAAAAAUUUGGACAUUCCAAAAACAAAUUUAAACUCACCAAGUAUAAGUGAUAUUUCAAGUCGUGUUAUCAUUAAAAGUGAUUUAAUAUAUGGAAAUCGAAAAUCCGCUUAUAAGGCUGUUGUAAGAGAAUAUUCUAAGAAUACUAGCGUACAUGGUUUAAAGUAUAUUUUUGAAAUACAUCGACCAUUUUAUGAAAAGUUAUUUUGGCAUAUUUUCUUAUUAAUAUCUCUAUUUUUUGCGGGAAAAUAUACGUGGAAAACUUAUGUAAAAUGGUUAGAUUCUCCAACGGUAUUGGGAUUUGAUGAAACUCUAGUGAAAAUUCAUAAAAUACCAUUUCCAACUGUAACCAUUUGUCCGGAAAACAAACGUGAUGCCUUCAAAUUCGAUUUUAGCUAUGUGUCAAAGUUGUUUUGGUCCGAAAUGGAAAAUUUAAAUAAAUUUGAUAAUGAAACGUCAUUUCUCUUAGAUCAUUAUAUGGACAAUUUUUUAACUACAUUACAAACCUGUGACCUAGAAGUUAUCAAUAAAUUCUAUCCACAUCUGCCAAAAAAUCUAACAGUAGAUGUAGUAGAAAAUCUACUAAGUAUAGCCUCCGGUAUAUAUAAUAUAAUACGAUGGAAAGGAAUAAUUUAUUACGAUUGUCUUACAAAGGUACUUACAGAUGAGGGCGUAUGCUAUCAAUUUAAUAGUUUACAACAUCAAGAUAUUUACAAGAAUCCCAAUUACAUAAGCUAUAAAAAUAAUGAAUCAGAUUGUAAUUUAAAUAAAAAUGGAAAUUUAUCAUUUGAUGAGAAUUAUCAAAGUAAAGGUUUUAGUACAUAUCUGGAAAGAUCUACUUUGUCAUCGGCACGUUAUGGUCUUCGUGUUCUUUUAGAUUCUGAUGUGGACGAUAGUGACUAUGAGUGUACAAGGUUUAAACAAGGCUUUAAGCUAUUUAUAAAUUCUCCCGAUAGUAUACCAUUAACGAUGGGAAACUAUAUAUUGGUUCCCUAUUCGCAUGAGGUAAUGGUAACACUUUCACCACAGUAUAUAACAUCUCAAAAACAAUUAUGGAAUAUUGCGCCGGAAAAGAGACAAUGCUAUUUUAACAAUGAACGAAAUUUAUAUUUCUUUAAAUUCUAUACACAAACUAAUUGUCAAGCUGAAUGUCUAACUAAUUAUACUAUAGCAAAGUGUGGCUGUGUUAAAUUUUGGAUGCCCAAACCCUUGGAUAUUCCUGUAUGUGAUCUUUCAAAAGUGACCUGUUACACAAAUGCCACCAAUGAAUUAGAAAUCUUAAUUGCCAAUCAAACAGCUCAAAAAGCUAAAGAUCCUACUGUAGAAAUAAUGUGUGAUUGCAUGCCCGCCUGCAAUUCAUUGGAUUAUAAUUUGGAAAUAAAUCGAGCUUAUUUUGAUACCGAUGCACUUGUUAAAGCCAUUCGCGGAGAUAGAUAUAAAAAGAUUCGUAUAUCGCGUCUGAACAUUCACUUUAAGGAAACACAAUUUACCGCCAUUAAACGUACUGUGCUAUAUGAUCUUACGCAAUUAAUAGCAAAUUGUGGUGGAAUUUUCGGUCUAUUUAUGGGUGUUUCAAUGUUGAGUCUUAUCGAAUUGAUAUAUUUCUUUUCGGUACGUUUAGUAAAUAAUUUCCGUAAACGCAGACAGAUCCAAAAGAAAAUUAAACAAUUAGUAUUCCUAAAUUCACCCGAAAGUGUACCCUUAACAACGGGAAACUAUAUUUUAGUGCCACACGAUGAAGAAGUAUUGGUAUCAAUUAUACCACAAUAUGUUAUAUCUACAGAUAAUUUACAUGGAUUUGGUCCGGAAAAACGCCAGUGUUAUUUUAAUGAUGAACGUUAUUUGCGCUACUUUAAAUCGUAUUCCCAAAGUAAUUGUCAAACUGAAUGUUUGGCAAAUUAUACAAUAAAUAAAUGCGGUUGUGCUAAAUUUUGGAUGCCCAAACCCUUAGAUACUCCGGUCUGUAGUCUGGCUCAAGUUGAUUGUUAUAGUCAUGCGGCUGAUGAAAUGAAUAUCAUAAUUGCAAAUCAAACUAAACAGAAACUUAUCAAUUCGAAUGUGAAAAUAAUGUGUGAUUGUAUGCCCUCAUGCAAUUCGUUGGAUUAUAAUUUUGAAAUAUCACGAGCCCAUUAUGAUUUUGAGAAAACAGUUAUUGCCCAAAGAGAUUCAUAUGAACAUGAUGAUGGUCGUGCUUCACGUUUUUCAGUUUAUUUUAAAGAACCCCAAUUCACAGCUAUUAAACGUACUGUGAUGUUUGGUGUUACCACUUUAAUAGCAAAUUGUGGUGGCAUUUUUGGUCUUUUUAUGGGCAUAUCAAGUUUAAGUAUUAUCGAAUUUAUUUAUUUCUUUUCGGUACGUUUAUUUAAUAAUUUAAGAAAAAGACAUUUUAUCAAAAAGAAAUUAAUGGAAACCGAUUUGGAGGAACUUUAA